This is a messenger RNA of Opisthocomus hoazin, 572 nucleotides long. The record is from RefSeq and is a predicted model, not a curated record. NCBI's taxonomy places the organism in Eukaryota, Metazoa, Chordata, Aves, Opisthocomiformes, Opisthocomidae.
AUGGUAGUAGGAAGGUACAAAGCUCAGGGGAUAAGUGCAAAGAAAUCAGUUGACUCCACGUUCUACCUUCUGCUAGACUUAAUCACGUUUUUUGACGAAUAUCACGCCGGUCACAUUGACAGGGCCUUUGAUAUUAUUGAACGGCUAAAGCUUGUACCUCUUAGCCAAGACUGUGUCGAGGAGAGAGUUGCUGCCUUCCGCAAUUUCAGCGAUGAGAUCAGGCACAAUUUAUCUGAGGUCCUGCUUGCAACCAUGAAUAUUUUAUUCACCCAGUAUAAGAGGAUGAAAGGCACAAGCCCAGCCACUCCUGCCAGACCCCAGCGAGUAAUGGAAGACAGAGAUUCGCAACUUCGAUCUCAAGCUCGUGCGCUGAUAACGUUUGCUGGAAUGAUCCCUUACCGAACCUCGGGAGACACGAACGCCAGGCUGGUGCAGAUGGAGGUCCUUAUGAAUUAGCAGAGAGGCGUACGCGAGGGGCUGCAGCACCCCAUGCCUGGCUUUAGUACGCUCAGAGGGUGGGACCAGUGUCGUUUUGUAUUCUGUAUUUUUGUUGAUGGAAAUAAAUUGCUUUG